Plectropomus leopardus (leopard coralgrouper) is the source of this 2932-nucleotide messenger RNA. RefSeq names its product interleukin-17 receptor C. Gene Ontology annotation, molecular function: interleukin-17 receptor activity. Lineage: Eukaryota; Metazoa; Chordata; Actinopteri; Perciformes; Serranidae. The record is from RefSeq and is a predicted model, not a curated record.
AAUUCCAAAAGUGUCACACCGGGUUGGUGCUGGAGGGGAAGCGAUGGUCUCUGGUUUCGCACCGAGGAAAUUUUCCUGUUAUGCGGUGCUGCUGGGAGGAUAACGGAGUCCACAUUUGGUGUAUCGGAUGAAGAGAGUCUGGAGCUGAGGAGCAGGACACGCGCGCAGGAAAGAGACUCCCGGUGCUCUUGAAGACAUGGCUCUCACUUUCCAUCGCGUGCACCAUGUUUCUCUCCCGCUGCUGCUGCUCUGGCUGCUUGUGUCCGCGAGCGCGCUGGAGAUGAUGGACCAACACGCACCUGAUGUCAUCUGUAGCGAGGGUUUGACUGACUGCCACAUGAGCAAAGCCUCUCCGUUCGCUGCUGCCCUGCCCCCUCCAGAUGAUACCGUGAAUGUCAGAGAUGUGCAGCUCAAAGUGAUUCUAUGCUGUGCGGCCAAAAACGACUGUGCACCUUGCCUACAAAUCAUCAUCGCGGUCAAAGAAGUGGAUUAUGCAAUGGAGGUUUCUGAGGGGUCCGUUGACCACGGUGAUGAAGAGGAGACUGAAUCAAAGGGGAGUGGUCACUCUGUGCUACCUGAGCAAAGAGCUUUGGUGAUAGUGUGUCUCAGCUUCGCAGCAACGGCUGAAUAUUGCAGAGCACUCCACUUUAAACCAAACUACUCUGGUUUGGCUUCUUCUCAACAGCCCACACACAAGCUGCUGUUGUCAGAGGAAGUGUCCUUUGGGAGUGAAGUUGUCGUCCAAGUCUAUGGACAUUCAAAGGGAAAGCACUACAUUCAAAAUAUCACAAUCCCACCUAUAGAGAAAGUUUGCUCCGUGAACCUAGAUGGAAUUGUGAAGGAAUGUGAUGCGCCCAGAUUGCGAGCUGUGACUGAUCAUCAGAGAAAUGUGGUCCUUCUACAACUGGAAACCGCUGAUGACAGACGACAGGAGGUCAUGUACCGGCUGGUCUGGAAUGAUGUGCCUGGAGAGGUUCUUGCAUGGCCUGAAAAGAAGAGAGAAUUGGUCAUUUCGGCAAACUAUGUAGCACCAUGCCUAUGCUUCCAGGUAUGGUGGAAGGGGAAGGAGCUUCAAAGAGAAUUCUGCCCUUUCAAACACCAACAAGACGCACUGAAAAGAAUGCAGCACAAUGUUUCCGUGUCUGUGGUGGAGUCUCAGAUGAGGGAGGGGAGUCCAGCGCUGAGCUGGAAUGUGACUGCCCCCUGCAGACUGGAGGCGGAGGUGUGGCUGUGCAAGAAAGACCUGGCAGGAGGCCAGUGUGACGAGGUGACGGGCUCCAGACAGAGACUGCACAACCACACUGGCUGGAGUGCAACACGCAGUGGACACUGGAAAACAGGAGAGUUCAAUGUGUCGUCACAUCCUCUGCUUUGUGUUCAGAUAAAGAUACAUGGGAUGAUGUCAAACUUAGAGCCCCACUGUCCAUUUACAACAUCACGAUGGAGGUGGAGCCUGCCGCUCCUCAUCGGACUACUACUGGUGUGUUUGGCCAUACUAGGAGCUUAUCUCAUACAAGGGGUCCUAAAAGGCUACAUGUGGAGAUGGUUGAAAGAAGAUGAUGUAAAAGGUGCUGUGGGUGGUGGUCAUGUGGUGCUGCUGUACCUACGUGAUGAUGAACAGGCUCUGCCAGAGCUGAUGAGUCACCUGGGCUCAUCUCUCCAAGCCCUGGGCUUCACAGUGUCUCUGGACCUGUGGAGCCAGGCUGAGCUCAGCGUGCUGGGCCCCGUGCCCUGGCUCCACUCAAGACUGAACCGACUGCAAAGGCAGGGGGGCAAAGUGGUGCUGGUCCUAACCCAGGCUGCCUGGAUAAGGGCUGAAGAAUGGGGAGCACGGAGCUGGGAGAGACCUACUCCCAAUGAGAGGAACAAGGAGGAGGAAGAGACAGGAAAAAGCUACAUUGCUUCUUCUCCCUGCGUAGAUGUUUUUACGGCUUCAUUGAGCUGUAUUCUAGCAGACUAUUUACAGGGCCGUGCUGGUGAGCGGUUCAUGUUGGCACAGUUUGAAUCACUUCCACCUGAGCCUCCGGGUGGUUUCCGGCCGCUGCCAGAACUUUUCCGCGGCCUUCAUGUCUACAGCCUCCCCUCUCAGAGCCUGGGUUUUCUGACUGAACUGGCAGGGGCUCGGCAAAUGGCUACUGCAUCAGCCAGACGGAAAAGAGCAGGGGGGCUCAGGAUAGCAUCUCGAGCCCUGGCACGAGGGCUGUCGGGGUUCACAGCAGGGACAACUGUGUUACGCCUUGCAGGAGUGUCCCAGAGUUGUGUUGGGGUAGGAGCAGAGGACUCUGGGGAAACUGUGCCUUUACAGCCCUGUCUUAUUACACCCCCCUCCAGCCCUGACUCAGGCCCCAAGGUCAAUGAAAUGGACUGGGUCUGACAGCAGAGGAGGAUGACACAGGACUAAAUUUUAGUUAUGGGAUGAGAAGGCAGUAAUGACUUGAAGUGACACUGAAAGAUGUUCAGAUAAAUCCAUUUGCAGCUUUUGCAUUUGCAGGGGUCUAGUGGUUUUUGAAAAAAGCACAACACAUUUAAACCUCACUCUACUUAAAGUAGCUUUUAGAAAAAAAAAACAUUACAGUUGAUACACAGUGCAUGGUCUGCGAUGUAUUUCAAAAACAGCAUGCCUUAGUAGGCUACCAAAAUUAUACUUAAAUACAAAAGAAUCUCAGUGUGGCAAAUAGCACCAUUGUAUUUGUCCUGACACUAUAUUACAACAAGUCACUGUGUGUGUUUGACAUAUUUACUCGUAUUUGACUUUGUGCAUGCUCUUUGUAUAUAAAAUCACUAGAAUUGAAGGAAAAAAAGGUAUUUUCUUUCUCUGACCAUAUAGACUACAUAUAUAAAUUCAAUUGCUUUGUCCAGAUGAGUCCAUUUUAUAUUGUGUUUUGUCUUACUAUUUAAAGUGGGAUGGAAUAAAGAAUCUGUCUGAAUCAUA